GUUUCCUCGGCGACCUUGACGUCUGACGCUGGAUUUUUGUUUUUCUGGUUUUGGACUUUUUCGUUCGUUGACGAGCUUCCGCGGCGCCAUGGCCGCAAAUGGAAUCGACUGGUCACCAUGGCGACGGGCCGCAAGCUCAAGUCGUACUCGGCAUUGCCUCUCCCAGCUGAACUUGACUCCAAAACGAAAUCCCAAAAACGCAACUUGAGCCGCCGCACCUUCUCGGACGUUCUCGGCUUCACGUUAUCGUCCUCUUAACGUCUUCCGACAUCGUAAGGUUAAGGUUGGCCUCCCUCGGUCAACGUGCAAACGGCCCGGAUUUCAACCGCAGUCCUCACGAGUGACGCUCAAAACGUGCCGCCAAUUUCCAUUCAGGCCGCCACCGACUUCGUGGAGUUUUCGGCGCCGGCGGACGUGGCGAGGCGAGCUGGGGGCGGUGGGGCGGAGCCUGCUGGCCUUCUGGGCGGGGCUGACGCUGGCGUCGUUCUACGGCGCGGCCAUGAUCGUCCUCAAGGGGGCGCCGCUGUGGACGUGCGUGUACGGCACGCUGGCCGCGGCGGCCGUGGCGGCCUUCGGGAUGGGCGUGUCCGUUCGUGCGCGCGCCGCCGUCGUCAUCAUGAUGCCGGCGCUCUGCUCGGCUCACGGUCGCAACUUCCUGUUGUUCGUGAGCGCAUCGGUGCUGGUGGCGGGUCCGGCGGCCAACACGCUGGAGAAUUCCGAGCGAGCCGCCGCCAGCCUGCUCUGCGGCGCCGAGCUGGCGGCCGAUCAAACGCGGCAGCUGAUGAGGAACGCGGCCACGCCCCUACUAGGUAAGACGCACCCCCUCCUCCACACCAGCAUCGCAGCCUCGCGUAGCGACAGCACGUGCGUUCGCGUGCGCCGCCUCGCAGCCGCGCUGGAUCACAUCCGCCAGAUCGGCAGGAACGUCGCCGCCACGGCCAACAGAAUCAACAAGCUGAUCGGCUCGCUGAGCGACGCCGUCCGCCACGUUGCUCGCACUCUGAGGAACGUUCUUCACUUCCUGGUGGACAUCAAGGACGUGUGCAACGACAAACUGGGUUCGUCGUACAGGAAGUGCCGCGCCGUCUUCGUCCGGGCCCGAGCCGACUGCGCCGCUCAGCUGGGGGACUUUGACUUUCUGUGCGACGUCGUCAGAGACUUCAUGUACCUCUGCGAGCUGUCCAAAGCCCCCCUGCUAUUUUGCGCCAUCCCGGAGUACGUCUCCAGCCAACUGAGGAAACAUCUGGCCCAACCCGCGAUCUCCGCCUUCCGGCAAAUGCGGAGCCAGUUCGACUUCGACCUGUCGGUGUCGGCCACCUUGGAGGCGGACGGCAACGUGAGUCGCUCGCUGCGGGAGACGGGUCAGGAAAUCCUCGAGGAGCUGACCCGGGACUUCAAAGUCUUCGCUGAGCUCAGGGGGCCGCUGGUGUGGGCGGGGCUCGCGCUUCUCGCCUGCUCCCUGAUCAGGGCCAUGUGGUACCAGCACAAGUACUUGACGUGCUUGAAUUAUGACAACGUUUACAUCAGCGCUCAGUUCAUAGCGCUGGACCGACAGAUGACUUCACAGGGCGGGGCUUCCGUCCUGCCAAUCACGCGCAGAGAGUCGCAGCUGUACAUUAGGCCACUGUCCCUGCGGCUCACGAGCGGCGAGUGUCGAGCGACGCUGAUGGGCGUGGCCUCGGUGUUGAGGCAUGCGCUGAUGUCGUCUGUUCUGGUGGCUCUGGACUUCCUGGUCUUUUGGCUUCUGGAUCAAGUGCGCUGGCAGGUCCAGGGUGGCGUUGUGGCGAGAGCUCCGGUGACGGUGUCGAUCCGGGUGAACGGCUUGGGCUACCUGGCCGACAUGAUGCGUGACCUGGCGGCGGCCUUCAACGUCCUGCAGUCGGGAAACGUCACGGUCAUCAGCGGGAAGUGUCUGCUCACGCCGUCGGAACCCGACUACGCCGCCUACUUCGCCUUGGGAUUCCUGUCGGGCGUGGCCCUGCUGGUGACGCUCGCCGGAGGGAUGGUGCGGCGAUCGCGACGCCUCAUCUGCGCCUACUUCCACCCCGACACCGAAUGGGCGCGCAUCCACUUCCUUCGCCAGCAGAUCCUGGAUGAACGGCGGGCGACGGGAAGAGCGCUGGUGAGGGCGGCGGCCGGGAGGCGGGCGGGAGCGGCCCGAGCCGGUCGCGGCCGCCUCGGGGCUCUGCUGCGACGGCUGUCGGGGGGAGGAGCUUACCGGUCUGACAUGAUGUGCGUGGCCUGCGGCGAGGGGGCGGGCUUCGCGGCCACCGUCUGCGACGUCUCGCGGUGUCCGGGCGUGUUUUGUAAGGCGUGUUUCAACAGCGCGGGGAGGAAGUGUGGCGUCUGCGCGUGGCCGGCGACCUUCCGGGAAGAAAGCCAGGAGGAACCCGACUCCAGCGAGGACGAAUGUGAGGCCGCCGAGGAGCGGCCGGGGCCCGCACCCUGGUCUCAAAGCCUCUUCUGCUCCGCCGCCGCCUUUCUUCAGGACGUCGGCGGGGGGGCCCGCGUGCGCCACACUGGUGACCUCUGACCUCAUCGGCGUGCGUGCGUUCGUGCGUGAUGUCAAAUAAAAGUGGUGGAAUCGAA
Molecule: messenger RNA, 2589 nt
Organism: Syngnathoides biaculeatus (alligator pipefish)
Lineage: Eukaryota; Metazoa; Chordata; Actinopteri; Syngnathiformes; Syngnathidae
Gene: dcst2
Product: DC-STAMP domain containing 2
Exons: 15
Coding region: 500-2533 (677 amino acids)
Cellular component (GO): membrane
Source: RefSeq, a predicted model, not a curated record